AUGGCCGUUCGGAAUGUGUAUACAUCACGCGACGAACGAUUAAUGUGGGAACACAUCUUUAAGAAGCUGCAGGAGGGAGAUGAAGCUGCUUAUCAACCAAAGGGUUUAAAGUUAUGGAAAACUUUUGAAGCCACUCAGAAAACCAACAAAACCGCCUCAUCACUUGCUACACAUUUUCGUAAAGCAAUGUACGAUCAUAUCGAAGAAGCCAAGAUACCAGUGGAGCAACAGUUAUACAUCGCAAGUCAACUCAACCUAAAACUGUCGAGGCGCCAGCAAAAAACAAUCGAAUACAAAGAAAAUAUUUCAAUCACUGUAGAUGGUUGCGGUUUCGUGACUGCAUAUGAAAAGGAAGGUAAACAGUAUCUUCCAUCUCUACUUAAGAAAGGAACUUUAUGCGAAGACAAUAAUAUAAAUGAUGAACUAGGUUACGACGCAUUUGAACUAAAUGGAUCGAUGCGGAAAAUUCCAAAACUCUCACAAAGCUUCGACAGAAGCUCUGCGUCAUUAGGAAAGUACAGCCUGCGAAAGCGACUCAACGUCGGAAAUAAUAGAUCACCGGCAAUUCGUAAUUCAAAAGAAGUCGAAGCUGUGGACUUGAUGCUGGAUAACGAUCACAAUGAUAACCGAAAUGAAGAAUUCCAUGGUGGCGGUAAUCAGAAUGAGAUAUCCUGCGUUGGGCAGAUGUUGGAUGACGGGAACGGGAAUGUAAGUGAACAAAAAAAAGUAUGCGAGAAUGCAGAAACAAUUACAUAUGAAAAGCAGUUCUCUUCAAACAAAACUGACGAUCAGGAAACAAGCAAAAGCAGGAGGGUGCUUUGCGUAGCAGAUGGUUCUCAUAAUAGUUCAAAGGAAACUGAGAUGAAUAUAUUUUUCUCUAAGAAUGAAAUUUGUAACUUUCAAAGCGAAGCAUUAGGAAAUCAAGCUGAAUGUGAAACAGCAGAGUCAGAAUCUGGUAUGAGUCAGUGUAUAGAAGUCGUUGACAAUAUAAAAAAUUUGGCCGUACAUAACGAUCAGUUUGAUAUGAAAAUGAUGUCAAACGAAAUAUCCAAAAGUGUUGCGUGCAAUAGCACAUCAAUACAAACCACAACCCUUAUGAAGGGGAGAGAAGAACUAUUGGCCGAAAGUAUUAUUGAUGAAGAACUGAAGCAGUUACUUGCUUUUAUUUCAAAUAAACGACAACUCAGGGGUGUUGAGAAAAUGAAAACAGAAAAAAUACUGGAAUUGCGUGCUAAGGAAGCCAAACAACUUGGAAUUGGUUUGAGAAGUUAUCUCAGAAAAAUGCGACAGCAGAUGAUUUAG
Brugia malayi is the source of this 1302-nucleotide messenger RNA. RefSeq lists its product as uncharacterized. The transcript is spliced from 11 exons. NCBI's taxonomy places the organism in Eukaryota, Metazoa, Nematoda, Chromadorea, Rhabditida, Onchocercidae. Bases 1 to 1302 code for a protein of 433 amino acids. The record is from RefSeq and is a predicted model, not a curated record.